AUGUCUGCCUGGAAAUCGUCAAGCUUCAUACAGGAUAGCAGGAAACUGCCAGUCGAUCCGCAGGAUUUGGACUUUUUCAAGACCGUCCCAUCCUUACAGCAAUGGCUCGGCAACCCCCAUUAUUCCGUCGUCGGCACGAGCGCGCGCAUUCCCAGAGACGAUGGCGAGAACGAUCUGUUUGCCAUUACCCUCAAAACGACAUCGACGAUUCCCAAAUGGCUCCUCGUUGUCCGUGAUGAAGCAGUCGACCCUCGGCCUGACCGGCGAGAUGAACCACCCAACGGCUCUGCGGACAAGCCCGACAUCAUUCUGCUUGUCAACCUCGAACAGGGCACAAAUGGCUUCAAGGCUGUCGCUCAUGGAGGCCUGCUGAGUGCACUUCUUGACGAAACCUUGAGCUAUUGUGUGGAGUUUGCACGUCAAAGACGCUACGAGGCCAGAGAGCACCUCUUCACCGCGAAUCUGAACAUCGACUUCAGACAGCCCGUUGUCACUCCUGGCGUCGCCGUCAUCAAGUCAUGGGUGACGAAGGUAGAAGGUAGGAAGUAUUGGCUCAGUGGGCAGAUUGAGGGCGUAGAAGGUCAUGUCUGCGUGCAGGUGAAGGGACUCUGGAUAUCAGCACGACCAGGAAAGAUAUGA
Messenger RNA from Cyphellophora europaea CBS 101466, 639 nucleotides. RefSeq lists its product as uncharacterized. The transcript has a single exon. The record is from RefSeq and is a predicted model, not a curated record. Bases 1 to 639 code for a protein of 212 amino acids. NCBI's taxonomy places the organism in Eukaryota, Fungi, Ascomycota, Eurotiomycetes, Chaetothyriales, Cyphellophoraceae.